CGGAGAUACAUAAAUUCCCAUCCAAAUUAUUUAUCAUACACUUCCCUCGCGCACCUUAUUCUCAUACACUUGUCCUAGCUACACACAACUCGCACAAUGGCACCGUUCACUGUCAAUUGGGGUAUCAUUUCCACCGGAGGCAUCUCCACUACCUUCGCCCACGACCUUCUCGUCGACCCGGCCUCCCGUAAUACUAAGGAUGUAAACCACAAAAUUGCUGCUGUCGGCUCCCGCUCCGUUCAAUCCGCUCAAGCAUUCAUUGACAAGCUCAAGGAAAGCUCCGAGGGGAAACCAUGGGCUUGGGGAGUGAAGAAUGGCGUUCUCGACGGUGUCAAGCCGAGGGGUACUUACGAGGAAGUCUACAAUGAUCCUGAUGUCACAGCCAUCUACGUAGGCACUCCCCACGUUCUCCACCAUCGUAACGCGAAAGACGCUCUACUGGCUGGUAAACACGUCCUCCUCGAGAAGCCUGCUUGUCUCGAAGUCGAAGAGUUAGACGAGUUGAUCAUGAUUGCAAAGGAGAAGAAGCUUUUCUUCAUGGAAGCUGUGUGGACGCGGUUCCAGCCCAUCGCUUACGCCGUUGAAGAAGUGAUCAAGUCCGGUAUUCUCGGUAAACCCAGACGUUUUUCUGCCGAUUUCUCCAUGGACUGGAACUUGGACGCCGACUCUGGCCGUAUGGCCAACCCAGCUCUCGGCGGCGGCUCGCUCCUCGACAUGUCCGCCUACCCCUCUGUCUGGGCCAUGCUCCUCGUCCACCGCAACCCUUUCAACACCGAUAAGGACCCCAAGGUGCUCUUGACCCAUCAAACUAUUUACCCUCGCACUGGAGUGGACAUCAACUCGAGGUGGUUGGUGGAAUGGAAGGGGCUUUGCCAAGGAAUGCUGAUGACGGAUUUGGAUAAUGCGGGACAGAAGGAUUCGACCGCGGUUUUGCAGUGCGAGGAAGGGGAUUUGGUUAUUGCCUACCCCCCUUACCAACCCGAGACAUUCUACAUCCACCCCCGUCCCUCCCGCUUCCCCGGUACCAUCACCUCUUCCACCACUCAUUAUCACCCCCUCCACGACGGGAACAAUGGAAUGUCAUACGAAGCAGAUGAGGUUGCGAGGUGUAUCAGGGAUGGGAAGAUUGAGAGUGAGAGGAUGCCAUGGGAAGAGAGCAGGGUGGUGCAGGGGUGGGUUGAUAAGGUGAGGAAGGAAGGGCCGACCGAGACUGCCAAGUUGGUGGGGACUGCUGGGCAAUAGAGUAGGAAGCGGCAAGUGACAAGUGACGAAGGUCCUUGUGAGAUAGAUCAAAAGUAGAGGGCGAAAACGAAUAUGCAGACAUCAAUGUUUACUGCCCUUCAUCUAGGCUGUGUAUAUGUU
Messenger RNA from Cryptococcus deneoformans JEC21, 1362 nucleotides. RefSeq lists its product as hypothetical. Lineage: Eukaryota; Fungi; Basidiomycota; Tremellomycetes; Tremellales; Cryptococcaceae. The record is from RefSeq and is a predicted model, not a curated record. The transcript is spliced from 5 exons. Bases 97 to 1242 code for a protein of 381 amino acids. Gene Ontology annotation, molecular function: nucleotide binding.